Molecule: messenger RNA, 1004 nt
Organism: Hypomesus transpacificus
Lineage: Eukaryota; Metazoa; Chordata; Actinopteri; Osmeriformes; Osmeridae
Gene: anp32e
Product: acidic (leucine-rich) nuclear phosphoprotein 32 family, member E
Exons: 6
Coding region: 174-989 (271 amino acids)
Biological process (GO): regulation of apoptotic process
Cellular component (GO): nucleus
Molecular function (GO): histone binding; phosphatase inhibitor activity
Source: RefSeq, a predicted model, not a curated record
CCGCGGGAGGCGGGCUGGGACAGAGGGGGCUGGGUGCGAAGUAUCAUGGAGGAUCAGUUGGAAACUGUGGUUAUCCAAGAAAGCCGAGCUGCGGGUCCAGACUCCGGAGUUUCUUAACAUUUGAUUGAUAUUUUUUUAACGUUCGCCCGGUGUUUUUUUUAAUCUAUUAAAUUAUGGAGAUGAAAAAGAGGAUCAGUUUAGAGCUGAGGAACAGGACACCAGCACAGGUAGCAGAGCUGGUGGUGGAUAACUGCCGCUCGAGUGAUGGAGAGGUGGAGGGCCUGUCAGAUGACUUCAAGGAGCUGGAGUUCCUCAGCAUGGUCAACGUGGGCCUCACCUCCCUGGCCAAGCUGCCCUCACUGCCCAAACUACGCAAGCUGGAACUGAGCGACAACAACAUCUCUGGCGCCCUGGAGACGCUGGCGGAGAAAUGCCCUAACUUGACGUACCUGAACCUCAGCGGCAACAAGAUCAAAGAGCUCAGCAACGUGGAGGCCUUGCAAAACCUGAAGAACCUGCGUUCCCUGGACCUGUUCAACUGUGAGAUCACCACGCUGGAGGAGUACCGCGAGAGCAUCUUCGAGCUGCUGCCCCAGGUCACCUACCUGGACGGCUUCGACCAGGAGGACAACGAGGCCCCCGACUCGGACGCAGACGACGACGAUGAUGAUGAGGAUGGUGAGGAUGGCGCCGGCCCCACUGGGGACUACGAUGACGAAGACGAGGAGGAGGAAGAGGAGGGCUCGGAAGGCGGCGAGGUGGGCCUCUCUUACCUGAUGAAGGAGGGCAUCCAGGACGAAGAGGAUGAUGAUGACUACGUGGAAGAGGAGGAGGAAGGUGAGGAGGAAUAUUUAGGAAUAGUUCGUUUGUUCGUUGUAACAGUUGUGCAGAGUCAUGGCGUGACUCAAGCUAGCAACUUUGGCGGUGUUCCUGCCAUAUCCCACCCGAGGCAUGCAGACCAGCUGUGUGUGUGUAUUGAUCCAUGGUAAGGUGUAGGUCUGAGU